This is a messenger RNA of Drosophila eugracilis, 1188 nucleotides long. Its product is annotated as dnaJ homolog subfamily B member 13. Gene Ontology annotation, molecular function: protein-folding chaperone binding. The transcript is spliced from 2 exons. Gene Ontology annotation, cellular component: cytosol. Lineage: Eukaryota; Metazoa; Arthropoda; Insecta; Diptera; Drosophilidae. The record is from RefSeq and is a predicted model, not a curated record. Bases 7 to 1107 code for a protein of 366 amino acids.
GAAACAAUGAACCGGCCGGAGCUGGACUAUUAUGCGGUGCUGGAUCAGCCCAGAGCAGCUACAAAAGAGCAGAUAACUCUGGCAUAUCGCAGACUGGCCAUUCGCCUUUGUCCACAUCGCGACAAGAAAGACGAGCAGGACUUUGUGCCGCUAGCACAGGAGGGACGUCUCACGCAUCUCUCGCCCAUGGGCGAACCCAGGCAGUGGGCCUAUAUCAACAUGGCUUUCGAUGUGCUGGGCAACGACCUUUACCGCGCCAUUUACGAUCGAUAUGGAGAGGCGGGUCUGUUUGAGGGAGUGAUGCUGCCGAAUGGAUAUUUUCCACCUUACCAAUACGAUGGCGACCACAUGAAAGUAUACGAGAGGGUCUUCGGGAGCUACUCACCCUAUGCAAAUGUAAUUGAUGCCAUCGCAAAUCCGCCGAGCCUAUACAACACUAGGCAGCAUGGCAUAGGGGUGCGCUCAAAGGAUUCGAGCACGGAGAGAAUCAUCGAGCUGUCCCUGGAGGAGGUGCGCACUGGUUGCGUUAAGCUGAUGAAUGUCUGGCGCCAGGAGAUCGUAGACACCAAAGAGUCAAAAUUGGAGAAGCGGAAGCAUACUUUGAAAUUAAACAUUGCCCCUGGAACAACGGCCGGAACUCGCUUCUGCUUUAAGGAGGAGGGCGAUCGGUAUCCAGCCACCAUUCCUGGUGAUAUUAUCUUUAUAGUUGCUGAUAAACCUCAUCCAAAUUUCGAGAGGAGAAACCACCAUGAUCUAGUCUACAAGCAUUACAUUGACUUGUGCCAGGCCUUCAUCGGCUUCACCUUCUUUAUUUCCACGCUGGACAGACGCCAGUUAAAGGUGGUCAUAACAGACGUAGUACAGCCGGGCUACAUCAAGGUCAUUCCCCUAGAGGGCCUACCGAAGUGCCGCAACUUGAACGCCGUUACGGCCAUCAAAGAGGCCAACAAAAAGAUUGAUCAGUUCGGGGAUCUUAUCAUAGAAUUUAAUUAUAUUUUCCCCAAGUAUUUGACUCCACAUAUGAAACAAAUGACUCGCGAAUUUUACCGCGAAUUCAGGAAGCUGGAAUGUGAUCUACUGGAAGAGGAGGAGCGGAACAUGUCCUGAUGGAAGUAUCCUAGUUGGUUGUAUGCCUUUAGAGCUCCUGAAAUUAUGCGUACAGCUUAAAUAAAUUAAAAUUUUUCGUUU